AUAUCCCGUUCUACUGUCUCGCGGACAAACAUUUGCUAAUCCGUUGCAUGAAGACCACCGCCGUCUACUUGCUGACAACAGUUUAUUACGAGAAAAAAAAUCUCCGCGAGACAGCAGACCGUUUAUUACCAAACUCGCCGAGCAGGACAACGACUCAAAAGAAACGGAAUCCUGAGCACGAAGCCGACGGCGACUAUGGCGCUACUGUCUUCAGCCUCUCCCCCCAUCAUCACUCUCCGCUCGCGUUUUCAUCUCAGAAACCCUAACCCUAAUUCUCUCAAUUCGAGGCUACAUUCUUCAGCUCUCCAACGCCGAGCCCAGCGAUUCCGGUUCCGAUCCCAAUUCGCUGGCGUCGCAGCUUCCAAUAUCUGCGAGCAAGAAACCCUAACCCUAGACAGGGGUUCUCUGAUCGUGAAGGAGUACUUCACUGAGGCGGAGCUCUUGGCGGCAGUCCGCCUCAGGAUCCGCACCUUCUAUGAGUUCAAUCAGGAAACUUUCAACGUCGAGGAUCAUAGGAGGUUUCUGACGGAGCGGGAGUAUGAGGCUUUGAAGGAUCGUGUUUGUGGAAUGAGAAUAGGGUUCAAAAGGGUUACUUGCAUCAAUGCCACUUUGCCACUGUCGCCGGUAUUGGUUUCUGCGAGUGAUUUGUGUUCUUUAUGCAAGUUCUCAGAUGAUGGAGAAAACCGAGUAGUAGUUGGGACUUUAGAUCUUAACCAGUGCCUUAGUUUGACAGAUGAACUGACGGGGAAAAAACCUCAGGGCACUGGACCAGACCUCAAGAGAGCAUAUCUAAGCAAUGUAUGUGUGGCCAAGGAGCUGCAGAGAAAUGGGUUGGGUUAUGCCCUAAUUGCCAAAUCUAAAGAAGUUGCUCGUGAAUGGGGAAUAACUGAUCUUUAUGUUCAUGUUGCUGUGGAUAACGACGCUGCUCAAAAGUUAUAUGAAAAGAGCGGAUUUGUUUAUGAGAAUGAGGAGCCUGCUUGGCAAGCAAGAUUUCUAAGUCGACCCAGACGAUAUCUUCUUUGGACACAUCUUAAACAAACCAACUUGUAAGGUAAACUUAUUUUGUAUGGAGCAUUUGGCUUUCAGUCCUCAAUGUAGAUAAGCUUUUUUCAAAUGUCACAUUUUCAUGAUAGGUGCGACGCACAGUUUCAUUUAUAUAUCAUUGUUUAUAAUAUUUAUUGCCGUUUUUUCUUCAA
Molecule: messenger RNA, 1196 nt
Organism: Asparagus officinalis (garden asparagus)
Lineage: Eukaryota; Viridiplantae; Streptophyta; Magnoliopsida; Asparagales; Asparagaceae
Exons: 5
Coding region: 196-1050 (284 amino acids)
Cellular component (GO): chloroplast
Molecular function (GO): acyltransferase activity, transferring groups other than amino-acyl groups
Source: RefSeq, a predicted model, not a curated record